CCUCCUCAGGUGAAGUCGGGCAAGCAGAGGAAGGUGAUGGGUGUCCUGGACAUCUACGGCUUCGAGAUCUUCCAGGACAACGGCUUCGAGCAGUUCAUCAUCAACUACUGCAACGAGAAGCUGCAGCAAAUUUUCAUCCUGAUGACCCUGAAGGAGGAACAGGAGGAAUAUGUCCGAGAGGGCAUCCAGUGGACCCCAGUGGAGUUUUUUGACAACAGCAUCAUCUGCAACUUAAUCGAGAACAGCAAGGGCGGGAUCCUGGCCAUGCUGGACGAGGAGUGCCUGCGGCCCGGCGUGGUCAACGAGGACACCUUCCUCACCAAGCUGAACCAGCUCUUCGCCACCCACAAGCACUACGAGAGCAAGGAGACCCAGAACGCCCGGCACGUCAUGGAUGCCAGCCUGCCGCCGCACUGCUUCCGCAUCCACCACUACGCCGGCAAGGUGACCUACAACGUGAGGGGAUUCAUUGAGAAGAACAACGACCUGCUCUUCCGCGACCUCUCGCAGGCCAUGUGGGCCGCCCGGCACACGCUGCUGCGCUCCCUCUUCCCCGAGGGAGACCCCCAGAAGGUGUCCCUCAAGCUGCCUCCCACUGCUGGCUGCCAGUUCAAGAGCUCGGUGGCCACGCUGAUGAAGAACCUCUACUCCAAGAACCCCAACUACAUCAGGUGCAUCAAGCCCAACGAGACCAAGGCGCCGAUGCUCUUCACGCCGGAGCUGGUGCUGGCGCAGGUCCGGUACCUGGGGCUGAUGGAGAACGUGCGGGUGCGGCGAGCGGGCUACGCCUUCCGUAAGGGGCUGGGCCACCCUGUGGGCGCAGCUGGUGGCCCCCUGGCCCGGGGGCUGCGGGGCUCUGAUCCGCCACGUCUCCCGCUGCGGGGCAGGGAGGGGGUGAAGGUGCUGCUGUCGGAACUGGCGUUCCCCCCCGAGGAGCUGGCGUUUGGCCACACCAAGAUCUUCAUCCGCUCACCGCACACC
Molecule: messenger RNA, 981 nt
Organism: Merops nubicus (carmine bee-eater)
Lineage: Eukaryota; Metazoa; Chordata; Aves; Coraciiformes; Meropidae
Product: unconventional myosin-Ia-like
Exons: 7
Biological process (GO): actin filament organization; sensory perception of sound; vesicle transport along actin filament
Cellular component (GO): myosin complex; cytoplasm; brush border
Molecular function (GO): ATP binding; actin filament binding; microfilament motor activity
Source: RefSeq, a predicted model, not a curated record